CGGCACGGCAUGAUCAGUGUCCGCCAUUUUUCUGGACGACCUCCUCUGAGCAGCUUGACUGGACUGACUCCUGAUUGGACGACUAUUAGCUCCUGCAACCUCGCAAUCCCGAAGGACUUAGGCCGGCGAAAGUAUUCGAAAAUGGGCGAACCGAUCGGCCCAGCCCCGUCGUCCUCCUCGAUAGCCGACUUCCACAAACGCCCCCUUUCCGGAUUGUUUGCGAUCAAUAAACCUAGCGGAACGAUCUCGAUGACCUUACUAGAAUCACUCAAAGAAUUGUUCUUAUCGUCCAAGUUAUUUGUAGACAAUCCAGAACCAUUUCAGAUCGAGAAAACAACUGGGGUAAAAAAAUCAAGGAAGAAUAAAUAUUGGCAGAAGAAGAACCAAGCCAAAGCGAUCAAGAUCGGCCAAGGGGGCACCUUGGAUCCCCUAGCUAGUGGCGUCCUGAUCAUCGGCUUAAACUCCGCCACCAAGAAAUUGUCCAAUUUCUUGGAUUGCUCUAAGGCGUAUCGGACCACUGGUAUCCUGGGAUGUAAGACGGACUCGUACGAUUCGGACGGCAAAACCGUCGGAUUGGCUGCUUGGAAACACGUCAAGCCGGAUGAUAUUCGUAGGGAAUGCGGAUUGAUCAAAGGCGAACAUUGGCAAAUCCCACCAAUUUACUCAGCUUUAAAGAUGGACGGAAAGCCAUUAUACGAGUAUGCACGAAAAAACAUCCCACUUCCACGAGCGAUCGAAGCGAGACGAUGUGAGAUCAGCGAGAUCAGGAUGGUAGAAUGGAAAGAGGCCGACGAACAUGCCUACAAAUGGCCGACGAAAAUGAUGAGCGAAGAGGAUUCGAAGAUCUUCCAACGAGCGGAACAUUUGGUCCAACAAACCGGCGUCGUCAAGGGCAACAACAGCAGCAGCUUAGUCGUACCACCAAAACAAGAAGCUCAAGAAGAAACGAACACCACACUUAAUGAAUCAUCUAAGAGAGAGCUUCCGCUAGAACAGGAGGCAGAGAAGGAAUCCAAGAAGAUCAAGUUGGAGGAGGUCAAGGAGAUCAAGAAAGGCGAAUCGGACCAGCCAAACGAUCCCACAACGCCCAAACUGGAGGAAGGGAACGAUCCCAAGAUAGUCAAGCCGGAGGACGGAUCCAGUGGAGUUGACGAUGCUCAAUCGUCGACCAAUGAUCCCCCGACCGGACAGGAAAAUACUGAUGGUGUCACUAUGGAAGACAACGGUAAAUCACCCGUGUUCACGCUAGAAAUGACGGUCUCUUCUGGGACAUACGUCCGGACGAUAGUGCAUGACAUUGGCCAAGCGGUCUCAUCAGCAGCCACCGUAGUGUCCUUGAUCCGGACCCGUCAGGGCGACUUUUGUCUAGACCCUCCUCCCAAGGAUCCUCACGGCGACGAUUCUAAGAGCUUGGGAUGCAUCGAAUGGAGCGUGUUUGAAAGCGCUAUUCAGGCCCGGUCUAGUGGCUCGGAUUAUCCGGUCGAUCAGGCUGGUUUUCGGGAAUGGGAACGAGAACUCUUGAAACAUAUUCAGGUUUAAUCGCUCUCAUCACGUGAGUCGCGUUUUGCUGGAGGUAAUGAUUGCUCGCAUUCUGGUUGGACUGCUUCAUAGAGCUCAAAAUCUGAUAAGAACAAAUGAGCAAAAAGGGUUUCCCCCUCCCACAUGAACAGCGCAAAAUGUAAUGUAUAGCUACAUAGUUACCCAAAAACUUCAAUUUGAUUUUCUUCCUCAGUCUGGUUUCAGUUUGUGUCACUCACAAAGAAGACAUGAACUGAGUUUGUGUCACUGACAAAGAAACACAUGAAGUCUCAUUGGCCCUGUCUUUUUCUUCUUCUCAGGUCAUACUGCUGUGCAUUGAAGCUGUCAAGUUAUGGCAGAAUGAUUGGUACCACCACCAGAUAUUGGCUCUACUGGAAACCCCUUUGGUGAGGGAAAUCUAAAAUGAAUGAAACUUGACUUAUACAAAA
Puccinia graminis f. sp. tritici CRL 75-36-700-3 is the source of this 1967-nucleotide messenger RNA. RefSeq lists its product as uncharacterized. Lineage: Eukaryota; Fungi; Basidiomycota; Pucciniomycetes; Pucciniales; Pucciniaceae. The transcript is spliced from 3 exons. Gene Ontology annotation, biological process: tRNA modification; mRNA pseudouridine synthesis. Gene Ontology annotation, molecular function: RNA binding; pseudouridine synthase activity. The record is from RefSeq and is a predicted model, not a curated record. Gene Ontology annotation, cellular component: mitochondrion. The coding region runs from base 10 to 1539 and encodes 509 amino acids.